CUCCGGGCAUACGGGUCUCCUCUGAGGGACGCGUGGCGGGCAGUGUGUGUGUGUGUGUGUGUGUGUGUGUGUGUGUGUGCGCGCGGGCAGUGUGUGUGUGUGUGUGUGCGGGCAGUGUGUGUGUGUGUGUGUGUGUGCGGGCAGUGUGUGUGUGUGUGUGUGUGUGUGUGUGUGUGUGUGUGUGUGUGUGUGUGUGUGUGUGUGUGUUUCAUCUGAGCCUGUCCUCCUGCGCCCGCCUUGCGCCCAAUGCCUGUCUGGGUCCGAAGGGUGGGAGUGAGUGCUCGCAGGUUGGGAUGUCCGAGAGGUCGCCCCGUAGGAUCCCGAUCCAAAGCUGAGCGUCCGCAAACACUCGGUACCCCAGACCCCCAAACUAUGAAUUGGGUUUAUCUUUAGGACCGACCUUUAAGGCCCUUUAACGGAUCCAAGGUCUCUCGGGCCUCCGCCCCCUUUCACCACAGUGCCCCCCCACACACACACACACACAUACCCCCGACGCCCCGAAGCCCAGACAAUGCUGUCACCGCCAAAGCAGGAAAAAAAUAAUAAAGCAAAGAACUGUUAACUCUUGCCCCGCCAGCCUCGGGCCUCUGCAUGGAUGCAGCCCCACCUACACACACACACACACACACACACACACACACACACACACACCAACAGAUCCAGCAAGCUCCAUUACUCCAAUCCUCGGGUGGGGUCCUCCCUGCAGCCCAAGGGUAGGACUGAAUCCACCUUGGGGAGGAGGUAGGCUGUGUGUUGGCUAAGCAACCUGGGGAGCGCUUUCAGCAACCCCCCCUUCCUGAUCACUCAAGGUCAGACUGAGCAGGCACCCUGUUCAGAUGGGGAAACUGAGGCCUGCGAAUGGCUCAAGGUCAUAAGGAGACCAUUGGAUCCUGCUUCGGGACCUCAGCCAUUAUUAUCCAUCUGGUAAUUUACUGAAUUCUCCCUGACCCCCAGAGGCCAGUGUUUGACGAGGCUGAUCCGAAUUGACUAGGCAGGGAAAGCUUCAGUGGCAAGGUGGGCAUCGAGUGCCAGUGUUCCUGUCCUGCACUGUACCCCUUGGUCUAGGAACACGAUGGAAAACGGAAGAAACUAGGCCCUGUGCUGAGCCUCCUCACAUCCUUACCCUAGGCUCGCACUUAGCAAGAACAAAUCAGAAUCCUGCUAGACCCUGGGGGCUGUGGAACCCACGUACAGGUACACCCUACCCAAGGGCUCCAGAAAAAUGCUUUAGGAAAGUGAUGCCUUGCAGAGAGGCAAGAAGUUGGGGCUCCCCUCCUAGUACUGCCAAGAAACACCCCCAGUAAGGGAAGGCAUCUGUCAGAUACUUGCCCCCUAAAAAGAGGCCUGAAACCACACUGGCCUGGGACUUACAAGUUAGCAGCACGUCAGCGCCUUCCCAUAGUUCUAUACUUUUCCCUGGGGUUCCUCCCUCGCCACAACACACACACACACACACACACACACACACACCCCUGGCAACUCCACCUGAGGGCCUCAUCACUAGCCCUCAGCAUCUUGGUACCAGCUCCUCUGGCAACUCCACCUGAGGGCCUCAUCACUAGCCCUCAGCAUUUUGGUACCAGCUCCUCUCUGAAACUGUGUAACCCAGACCACCUCCCCUAGCUGACACUCCUGGGCUGGCAGAGGGUGGGAGCCACCCACACUGCCUCCCACUGCAAACACUGCAGCAAGCAGCCACUUCUGCCCAGACGAGACAGCAGGAUAGUAUCCUCCAUUCCUGCCAGUUGCAAGGAACUCAGUUGAGACACGGGUCCAGUCUCAGCAAAGAACUUAGUGGCAGGCAAGAUUUCUAGAUACGUGGGGCCAAGAUGGAAGAGACUUUACCAAGCACCAUCAGAUCAUGUAUACUAUGCCCCUAUCAAUGACAUGCAUGGAUUAGGGACCCUGAAGGGGCCGGCCACCUGCACUGAUUGGCUGGACUUAAAAAGCUGCUUCUGGCUGUCUUGCUCAGUGGCCACCAUCAAGAAGUUCAAGGAGACUCAGAUUGCCUGGGGCUGAUUCCUAGUGAGUUGCCCAGGACUCUCUCUGGAGCCACUAGAAGGCCCCAACCCUGCACUGAGGGAUGGUGUGGGAGGAAGGGUCCCCACUCAGAUCUUCAACUACACAGACAGAGGAGGGUGGGUGCAAACCCAGGGGCUUGAAAGGGCCCUGGAGAGCUGGUUAGCUUGCCCUGUCUCCUCUCUCUCAGGCCAACUGAACCCAGAGACUUGAUCUUGCCUGGGGCCCUAGGCCUAGUCAGCAGAGGAAAUGGGGUCCCCAUCCCAUGCUACCCUGAAAGUGGGUUCAUCCUAAUCCAGACUAAGAAGUGUCACACAGACACAGGCUCUGGCCACAGGGAAAGGCUCCUGACAGAGAGCUGGGGCUUUUGCCCUCUUAAGCAGUUCCCACAGCAAGUGACCCCCUGAAGUCUACACACAGGCCCUGAUUCUACAGCUGAGGAAAUCUGGGGCUGGGGGUGCCCCCAAAAGUCUUUUCUGAGACUAGAGCCUGGGUUGCCCCCAGACACACCACAGCCACACCAGUCUCAUCCUGGUGAGCACCUUCCCUCUGCUCCAGAGCGGUGGCCAUGCUUGUGACAGACCUGGAGUCUCCCCCUUUCUCUCAGUCCCUGUCACCUUCCCACAUAGAAGUGAAUGUAGUUGUUCCUCGCCCCGCUUCUCUGAAAACAGGGCACCUACAUCCUGAUAUGUCAGCUAUAGGAUCAGACCUUGACCCCAAUCCCUAGGGCCUCAGACAAAUCAGUCAACCUCCCUGAGCCUCCAGUUCUCCCAUCAAGAAAAUGGGGCAAUAGCGAGCUGCAUUCCAGGAGUCACUCAGGAGGUGGUGAGUGAUGCAUGAGGCAGUGCUUGGCCCAGAACACCUGGCCAGCAGGUGCAGUUCCUGUGACUGUGAUGACAUCGGGGCUUAGAGCCUGGGCCAGGUGAAGCGAACACUCUCCCUGGGGCACCUGUCAGUCAGGCAUAGGGGGAUGGGGAAAAGAAGCCAGGCUCUUAAAGACUGGGGUGUGCAGAUCUAUCUACAGAGGGUAAAGUGGACUUGGCCUACCACUGGGGGAGUCCUUACUCUCUCAGACAACCAAGGGCUUGCUGAGGGGGCCAAGCUUUCCUGGGGUCCAGGAGAACUAACUUUGGACACCCUGCUCCCAGCAGUUUCUCACACUCUGGAGUGAGGUCUUAGCGGGCUUCCCUGCCAAGUAGCAUUUAAGAGGUGUGAGGGUGCCCCAUCUUGAAAAACCCCUAGAGGCCAGUGCCUGGGUUAGCUCCUCAGGACUGCCAGGGACAACCUCACAACCUGGUGGGCUUUUUUUAUUCAGAGCUGUGUGGGUGGGGGAGAGCCCACCCACAGCCUCCUCUUCUUGUUCCAGCCUUGCUACGGCUUCUCAAAUAUUUGCUUUCCCUGACACUGACUUGACUGGGCAGGAAGAGGGCGUUUUUGAGGGUCGGUGAAGCAGCCCGCCCCCUUGCUGUCCCUGGAGAAGCUGGCUAGACCUACCCUGGGGUUCCAGCCAAGCACAGCCCUCCCAGAAUCCCAGAAGCUGAGGCUCUUCUGUCCCCUUUACCUUGGUACUGAGAAGCCUCCGUCCCAGUCAGCUCAUGUGGGACAGGGACUAGGGCCUUUGCUAGCCCUGGGCUACCCUUCAAAGAGCAAGGUCUCCCUCAGGGUUCCCCCCCAGGCUAGGGCUGACCUUUCUCCAGGGCCAGUGCAUGAGCCAGAAAAGCCCCUUAAUCAGACUGGACAACUCAGUCACCAGGAGCCCAACCUCCCUAUUGGGAAACCCCCUCCUAAUAGAGAGCCUCUGGCCAGGCUAGGAUAAAGGCCACACUGUUCCCCUGGAGGGGAGAGGAGGGACUGGAAAAAGGUGGCUCUGUUGGCCACACAAGGCCCCAUUCAGCCUGGGGCCUAGUUGUCCCAGGCAAGCUGACCAGCCUGUGUAGCAGCCAUGGCCUCCCUGGGUCUGUGAGCCACCAGUGCUGGCCAGAGAUGACUGGCCUAACGGAAGCAGCUUCCGGGCCCCAUUAGACCUUGUGUGGCAUUGAUUCUGCCAACCUCCACUUUCCACCACAUGUGAUAGGGAUUGAGUGCCCAGAGCCUUAUGAGAAAGCCCCCAAGGAAACUAUCUGCCAUCCAUUUUCUCCUCCAUCUCCCCCAAGGGAGCAUGGGUGCCACCUGGGAACCAACUACUGACAGAGCUCCUACCCCAUCUGGGAGGACUUCAACUCCAAGGCUGCGAAGCUCCACUCUCAGCUGAGGACCACUGUGCUGGCUGCUGUGGCCUUCCUCGAUGCCUUCCAGAAAGUAGCUGACAUGGCCACCAACACCAGAGGGGCCACGCGGGACAUUGGCUCAGCGCUCACGCGCAUGUGCAUGCGCCACCGCAGCAUCGAGACCAAGCUGCGGCAGUUCACCAACGCGCUGCUGGAGAGCCUCAUCAAUCCACUGCAGGAGCGCAUCGAAGACUGGAAGAAGUCAGCCAACCAACUGGACAAGGACCAUGCGAAAGAGUAUAAACGAGCCAGGCAUGAAAUCAAAAAGAAGUCAUCCGACACGCUGAAGCUACAGAAGAAAGCACGCAAAGAGCUACUUGGGAAAGGAGACCUGCAGCCCCAGCUGGACAGUGCCCUUCAAGACGUCAACGACAUGUACUUGCUACUGGAAGAGACGGAGAAGCAGGCUGUGCGCCGUGCGCUGAUUGAGGAGCGGGGCCGUUUCUGCACCUUUAUCACCUUCCUCCAGCCGGUGGUGAACGGCGAGCUGACCAUGCUGGGAGAGAUCACUCACCUGCAGGGCAUCAUUGACGACCUGGUAGUGCUGACUGCAGAUCCCCACAAACUGCCUCCCGCCAGUGAGCAGGUGAUCAAAGACCUGAAGGGUUCUGACUAUAGCUGGUCGUACCAGACCCCACCCUCGUCACCCAGCAGCUCCAACUCCCGGAAGUCCAGCAUGUGCAGUGCCCCCAGCAGCAGUGGCAGUGCCAAGGGUGGCGGAGCCCCGUGGCCUGGGGGUGCCCAAACAUACUCACCCAGUUCCACCUGUCGCUACCGCAGCCUGGCACAGCCGGCCACCACCCGCCUCUCCAGUGUCUCCUCCCACGACUCUGGCUUCGUCUCCCAGGACCCCACCUACUCCAAGCCCCCUUCGCCCAUGCCUUCCGACAUCACCAGCCAGCAGAAAUCCUCCAGCUCUGCGUCCUCCGAGGCCUCAGAAACCUGUCAGUCAGUUAGCGAGUGCAGCUCCCCAACCUCGGACUGGACCAAGGCUGGUCCCCACGAACAACCCUCAGCCACCACCCUGCAGCGGAGGAAGGAUCGUGUGGAACACCUCCGAGACACUGAGCCAGGCCCUACUGGUGGAGGCACUGUGGGCUCCAGUGGAGAGGAGGUGCCACGAACCCGGAUGUCUCCUGCCACCAUAGCAGCCAAACAUGGUGAGGAGGUAUCCCCUGCUGCCAGCGACCUAGCCAUGGUGCUGACCCGCGGACUGAGCCUGGAACACCAGAAGAGCAGCCGAGACUCGCUGCAGUAUUCCAGUGGCUACAGCACACAGACCACCACACCUUCCUGCUCCGAGGACACCAUCCCCUCCCAAGGCUCAGACUACGACUGCUACUCUGUGAAUGGGGAUGCAGACAGUGAAGGCCCCCCUGAGUUCGACAAAUCAUCUACCAUUCCUCGAAACAGCAACAUAGCCCAGAACUACCGCCGCCUGAUCCAGACCAAGCGCCCAGCCUCCACCGCCGGGCUGCCCACGGCAGGGCUGCCCACAGCCAUGGGGCUGCCCUCCGGUGCACCUCCCGGUGUGGCCACCAUCCGCCGCACACCCUCUACCAAGCCCACUGUGCGCCGCGCCCUCUCCAGCGCUGGCCCCAUCCCCAUCCGCCCACCCAUCGUCCCUGUGAAGACACCCACCGUGCCCGACUCCCCUGGCUAUGUGGGGCCCACACGGGCAGGCAGUGAGGAGUGCGUCUUCUACACAGACGAAGUGGCCUCACCUUUGGCUCCAGACCUGGCCAAAGCCUCCCCAAAGAGGCUCAGCCUGCCUAACACAGCCUGGGGCAGCCAGUCCCCAGAGGUAGCUAGCUACGGCGGCGGGGCUGCGGUCGGGCUGGCCACCGAGGACGAAGAGCAGCAACUGGCUGCCAACAGGCACAGCCUAGUAGAGAAGCUUGGGGAGCUGGUGGCCGGUGCCCACGCCCUGGGUGAGGGCCAGUUCCCCUUCCCUACCGCCCUGUCAGCCACUCCUUCGGAGGAAACGCCCACUCCACCCCCUGCUGCCACCAGUGACCCCCCGGCCGAAGACAUGCUGGUGGCCAUUCGUCGCGGGGUCCGGCUGCGCAGGACCGUCACCAACGACAGGUCGGCGCCCCGCAUCUUAUGAUGGUGCCGCCCACCCCUCCCCGUCUGGGCCUGGCACAAGGAGGUGACCGGAUCUGUGAGCAGCGGCCAGCCACUCUGAGUGGCGGCCCAGCCAGAAGACAGAAAGCAAAGCGUCAGGAGUGAGGCACAGCCACUUUACGGAAAGACAACCAGGCUGGAUCCCAGCAUCUCGCGGGAAGCGACUUCCCUCACACACCUCGCCAGGACAGAGCCUGUUUUAUACUUUCCUUACCUACUCAAACCUCCUCUUCCUUCCUCCAGGCCCUGCUACAUCCAAACCCCAGAGCCCAUAACCAAGGGCUGGGCCUGCUACAUGGGGCCCUACCUGGCCUGGGGUCCACAACUCUCUUCCUCUGGCCCGGCUGUCCUCCGGGGCCAUAUGCCCAGCUCUUUCCUUGAAUGCUGGCUCCCUCUUCUCCCUGCCUGGACCCUGUCCCAUUUCCUCUUGCCUUUGCCCUGCCUCUCCCAGGCUCCUCUCUUUGGGGCACAGGGUGGUCACGGAGGGGCCAGGUACCCAAUCAGCUGAGGAUCUUUGUGUGACUGGGUUUAGGGACAGUCAGGCAUUGGGAAGCCAGGCUUGCUCAUGGGAAAGAGCCCUGGAGGGAGGGAACGUAGGGGCCUUGUCUCAGGGGACCCUCCAGUUCCCUGUGAAGAGUAACUAGUGGGGUGAGGCAAGGCAGACAGGGAAUGAGUCCAGAGGUACCAGGUGUUUUGGAUGCCCUGUUCUUGUCUGGACACUUUGGAGCUUUUACUCUAGGGGCGCCUUCGGGUUACAGUGUCACCUGUUGCUGGAGAUAAGGGCUGGAGCAUUAGAUGGUGUGGGGGUUAUUUUAUGACUGUAAUAAAAUGGAGCUGACCCUAGACAAAGAACUAUGUGGGGCAAGCUGGUGGUACAGGGUGUACGUCUGAGUGCCUGAGAGAGGGGUGUGGGAGCCCUCAGUGGGCUCGAGGCCAGAGAAGGGUAGAAUCACUCCCCCCAAACCGGGGGAAGCUGCUCUUCUCGCCAGUGUCUGAAGUGUCGGUAGAAUAAGGCUGGUGAGGGUAGGCCAGGGACUCUGGCCAGUCUGUUGAGAUCUGAGCAAGCUGCAGGCCCGGCUUGGAGCAAGUAUUAGAAGGUUGGUUUGACUUUCUGUUGCCAGAGGCAACACCAUCCCAAGAAAGUCUAUGCCUACAGGCCUAGCUGGGGCUGGCAGCAGGGACCAGAGGAAGAGUGGGUCCUGCCUCCCUGUCAGCCCAAGUCUGAGCAAGACUAAGCACGUAAGUGUAAGCCAGAGGAGAGAUUCGGGAGGUAGAGCAGGCAGCAGACUCCAAGGUAGCAUUCUGCCCGACCCCCACAGGGAGUCCAGAGAGCGUACCUUGGUCUUGAAGGAAUGGAGUUGGGGCUGACCUGGGCCCAAGGUCAUGGGUGCUCCAGUGCAGGGCAGCCCAGUAGGUCUGGUAAAGCAGGGAUUCCUGUAUGUGGAUGGAGUUACCACAGGGCUCCCCGAGGCUGCUUAGCGAGUUAUCUCCAGGGUCUGAGACCUGGCCCACCAAACUCAGUUGUCACCAGAGCCCCGAGUAUAGAGUCCAGGAAAACAAAUGGCCAGAUGUGGAACCCUGAGGCAUAUUUUGGCUGCAUCUUCCCCAAAAGAGCUGUCAAGGCUGAUGGAAAGGGAUGCAGGAUGUCAAGUGGGCAGAUGUGGUCCCUAUACCCAGGGUGUGGUUGGGUCCUAGAGAAGGGGGUCCAAGAGGAUGGGCUCACUGCCAUCUGAGGACUCCAGGCCCUGAUGGGAAGGGAGGCCAGGGACUUCCCAGGAAGAGGAUGGGGUGGCAUGCCCACCCCCAGUUUUAGCCUUCCCCUCCCCCCCAGGGCUGUACAUAUUCCAUCCCCUUGUCUGACCCACAAGUAUCCUCCUCCACCAACCACCACUUCCUCUAGUGCUCACCUCUCUCAUAGGCCCGCCCUCGGGAUCCGAGCCAACCAUCCUGCAUCACAGACUGGUUUGGGGGCUUCUUCACGUACAUUUUAUUUUAUUUUAUUUCAUUUCAUUUGUACAGCAAAACAUUCUUUUCAAAUGUGUCUUUUGACUGAAGUAACUUUUCUGGUGCUGUUAACUUGUAUUUUUUUUUUUUAAUUUAUUUUGCCGCCCCUCCUUGUUCCUACUCACCCUCCCCUAACCCCCAGCCCCAGCCCAUCACUUUUAUUCUGUUCUUUCUGCCAAGUUUGGGAUAAAUUCUCCCGCCCACCCCGGUUUCCAUCCUCUCCUUGAUUUAAAUAGUCACUGCUACAAAGUAACAAAUGCACUGUGAAGAUCCCAGUAUUAAUAAAGCAGUACUGUAGUUAA
Mus musculus (house mouse) is the source of this 8719-nucleotide messenger RNA. RefSeq names its product MTSS I-BAR domain containing 2 (gene Mtss2). The transcript has 15 exons. The record is from RefSeq and is a predicted model, not a curated record. Gene Ontology annotation, molecular function: GTPase activator activity; small GTPase binding; actin binding. Gene Ontology annotation, biological process: plasma membrane organization; cellular response to platelet-derived growth factor stimulus. Bases 4327 to 6396 code for a protein of 689 amino acids. Lineage: Eukaryota; Metazoa; Chordata; Mammalia; Rodentia; Muridae. Gene Ontology annotation, cellular component: focal adhesion; cytoplasm; ruffle membrane.